GUUACAUGACGACGACGACGACGACGACGGCGUCGAUACAAAAAAAGAGCGAAGGAAAACAGGAAAAUACCUUUCUUGGCGAGAACAGUGGAAACUUAGACAUAAAACACCAGAUCUGUGUGAACGGAUCGUUUGUGUGUCCGUAUCACCAACCGUCGACCUCAAGUUCGCGUGGCCGAAUCACGUAGGAGCCGCGAGCGAGCACAGAUAUUUGGAGUUUAUUGUUCUUCGCCUCCUUCCUCCAGCUAAGCUAUUUCUGUGGUGCCCUACCUAGCCGAGCCAGCUAACGUUAGCUAACUAGCUGGAUGCCAACAUAGUGUGUGUGAGAGUGAGUGAGUGUGUUUAUGUGUGUGUGUGUGUGGAGGAAAACAGCGCCGUUAAUCCCUCUCGGUUCGCAGCUGGACUAACCUUCUCGUAGCCCGGUGACAGUUUGGAGAGAAUGGCAACGUCGGCUCUGUACGCCUGUACGAAGUGUAACCAGCGGUACCCCUUCGAGGAGCUGUCGCAGGGCCAGCAGCUGUGCAAGGAGUGUCGCAUUGCUCAUCCAAUAGUGAAGUGCACGUACUGCAGAUCUGAGUUUCAGCAGGAGAGUAAAACCAAUACAAUCUGCAAGAAAUGCGCCCAGAACGUUAAACAGUUUGGAACACCCAAACCCUGCCAGUACUGUAACAUCAUUGCAGCGUUUAUUGGGACAAAGUGCCAGCGCUGUACUAACUCAGAGAAGAAGUAUGGACCUCCACAGACCUGUGAGCAGUGCAAACAGCAAUGCGCCUUUGACCGUAAGGAGGAGGGCCGGAGAAAGGUGGACGGGAAACUGCUGUGCUGGCUCUGUACCCUGUCCUACCGCCGAGUCCUGCAGAAGACCAAGGAGCAGAGGAAGGGCUUCGGCUCCUCUAACUCGUCAUCCCUGAACGAGAAAGACCACCACUCCAGACCUCACCAUCAUCACCAACACCACCAACACCACCAACACAGACACAGCAGUUCUCAUCACAAACUGAGUGGGAGCUUGAGUCCUGAGCAGGAGCAGGGACUGUGGAAGCAGAGCCAUAAAUCGUCUUCAAUCCAGAAGGAGACUCCAAAGAAGAAACCAAAACUGGAGAUGAAGCCAUCCAACGGGGACAGUAGUUCCAUCACCCAGUCGAUGGAUUCUGGAGGAACCGACAACUUCAUCCUCAUCAGUCAGCUGAAAGAGGAAGUGAUGUCAUUGAAGAGACUUCUGCAGCAGCGGGAUCAAACUAUUCUCGAGAAGGACCGAAAGCUCACGGAGCUCAAAGCGGACUUUCAGUACCAGGAGUCCAAUAUGAGAGUGAAGAUGAACCAGAUGGAGAAAUCGCACAAAGAGUCUAUGGAGCAACAGCAGUCCAAGAACAGGGAGCUGAUGAAACAAGUGGCUGCCCUCUCGAAAGGAAAAAAGUUUGACCGGACAGGAAGUUCACUGCUGCUGCCCUAACAAUAGGCCAGCCAGCGGGUAACAACACAGAGCGGCUUCAUUGUUUUAACACUGUGAAAGUCUCCCUCCUGUGUUUCCUCAUUGCCAUCAACAUCGAUUAUUUCUUAAUUGGUAAAGCCAGAGACCAUGUUGUACAUGGAAAAAUCAAUUGUUGAAUCAAAGAAAAACCUUUCUCUAAAUGUCGACAUAUUUUAGAUAUUUUAUGGCAACUUUUCCACUGGAUCAUGGGAUGUGACUUUGGGAUGGAGGAUGGAGCCCUCGUUUUUUUUGUUUGUUUGUUUGUUU
Molecule: messenger RNA, 1738 nt
Organism: Larimichthys crocea (large yellow croaker)
Lineage: Eukaryota; Metazoa; Chordata; Actinopteri; Sciaenidae
Gene: fam76b
Product: family with sequence similarity 76 member B
Exons: 10
Coding region: 440-1453 (337 amino acids)
Cellular component (GO): nuclear speck
Source: RefSeq, a predicted model, not a curated record